UUGACUCUGUUUUCUUUGUUUUCUUCUUCUUCUUCUUCUUCUUCUUCUUCUUCUUCUUCUUCUUCUUCUUCUUCUUCUUCUUCUUCAUUUCUUAUUGAACAAAAGAAAGAAGACGAUAAGUUUUUUGUUCACCGCCCUCCCCGAUUUCCUCUCUACUUCCUUAAGUCUAUCUAUCUAUCUCUUUCUCUCUCUCUCUCUCUCUCUCUCUCUCUCUCUCUAUCUAUCUAUCUCUCUCUAUCUAUCUAUCUAUCUAUCUAUCUAUCUAUCUAUCUCUCUCUCUCUCUCUAUCUAUCAGGAAUUCUCUCUCUUUCAUACAUCCCUUUCUUCUCUCUCUUAUUGCUUAUUCCUCCCUUUCACUUAUUUUCCCUCGCUUGUUAUCUCAUGAAACUCUCUCUCUCUCUCUCUCUCUAUCGCUCCUCAAACUCAAAUAUUCGAACUUUUCGAAAUUGUUUUUAUUUUUUAACCGAAUUCAUAUUGCGAGAAAAACUUUUUAUUCUUACUUUCUUUUUACCUUCCCUUUCUCUCUCUUUCUCUCUCUCCCCUCUCUCUUCUUUCUUUCUUCUCUCUCUCUCUCUCUCUCCCUCUCUCUCCCCCUCUCUUAUAUUGGUCUAUCCAUCUAUCUGUCUCUCUAAUCUUUCCUUUUCUCUCUCUUUACGCCUCAUUCUCCCCUUCACUACUUUCCCUCCCUUCUAUCUAUCUAUCUAUCUAUCUAUCUAUCUAUCUAUCUAUCUAUCUAUCUAUCUAUCUAUCUAUCUUUUAAAUAUUGAGAGGAAAACCAAAUUCUUUUUCUCUAUUAAUAAAAUUAAGAAUGUUAAAUGUGACUGUGAAAGCGGAAAAUUAGAAGCCCCCCCUCCUUUCUCUCUGUUUCUUUUACCCUUUCUUUCCUUCUUUGAAUUACUCUUCUCUCUCUCUCUUUCUUCAUUGAUAACCACUCUCUCCAUUCCCCACUCUCUCACUAUUUCAUUCGCCCCACCCCCAACUCUUCUCCCCCCCCUUCAUUUAUUUGAGAUUUUAGAAGAAAACAAAUUUUCUUUCCGGAAAUGCAUUUGUUUUUCUUAUUUGAUUUUUUUAUCUUCAGAAGAACUUUUCAAAAUGGCGUCGAAUGUAACUGAAGAAGAGACAUUCCAAUGCUCGAAAUGCGUCGAAUCUUUGGAUUUGACAUCAAAGACGUUGCCAUGUCUUCAUUCUUUCUGCAAAAGGUGUGUGGAGGAGAUUCUUGGAGGAAAUGGCCGGUGUCCCCAGUGCCAAGAACCUGCGACCGAUAAAGAGUUGAGACUGGCACCAUUUUUGGUAAAAUCUUUGAGGCGCCGUCAGCUGGAAUCCCGCCAAAUGAAUUGUGAUACGUGUUCGGAAGACGGCAAAGAAUCGUCCGGCCAAUUUUGGUGCCAGGACUGUCAGAAACUCUUGUGCCAGACUUGCGAGAGUGUCCACCCCAAACACGAGACCAAAGACUUGUCGGGCGUGUCGAGGGUGGAGGUCAUCCGGGUCAUCACGAUGGAGGACUGUCGACGGCACCGCAAAUCCAAGGACGUCUUUUGCGACCGGUGCAACGUGUGCAUGUGUGUCGCGUGUUACACUGAUCACGUGACCGCCUCCCCUCAGUGUCCGUCUCGUCCGCUCUCGGUGAGGGAGGAGGCGUCGAAGGGGAAAAAAAGGGGAGGCCCCACCCUGGAGCGGGAACACUCCCAGUUCGAAAUCAACAUCCGGGCGACCUACGCGCAGACGGAUCGAUCCAUUGACCAACUAUCAAAGGAUUGCGAAUCUGAAUGCUCCAAACUCUUGAAGGAUUUUGAGACAUUCGUUGAAGAGGCACGGCUCAAGUUGAUAGAGCUGUUCGAUAAUAUGAGAGUGAUGGCGUCCGAACUGCAGAGAAAAUGGCGCCACUCCCUGAAGGAGAGAAAAGAUCUUUUGGGGAAGGUCAAGAUCUGGCAGCAAACCUUGGAACAUUUGUUGAAGGACGACGCCGACGAUGAGGACGUCGUUUGUGGAUUGAGGUUGGUGGGAGCUGAGCUUUAUGAGCGGCUCCACCAAUCGUUUGCUCCACCCGAGAAAAUCCGUUGGGUCGUGACCUUUCCCAAAUGGUGUCACGAUUCCCUAGAGUCACUGAAGGAAGAAAUAAUCGACUGGACGACGGAGAGAGCCGGGUAUUUACAAUUGGAAAGUCAAUGCCUUCUGCAAGGAUCGAACCCGUCGCCGUUGAUUUCAUCGAUUGUCGCCAGCGAUGAAGACAAUCACGUCUUUGUUGGCGAUUGGAAAGGCAAAUCGAUUCUAGAAUUCAGAGACUCUGGGGAAUUGGUCGGCGAAUUUCCCUUAAAGGACGGAGAAGAGACAUUCUACCCCGGGACAUUCUGUCUAUCUAUCGAUCUAUCUAUUCAUAUCUAUCUUUUCAUAUCUAUCUAUCUAUCUAUCUAUCUAUCUAUCUAUCUAUCUAUCUCCCUUUUCAUUUUCCAAUCUAUCUAUCUCUAUCCUUUUCAUGUAUCUAUCGUUAUAUCUGACUCUCUCUCAGUCUGUCUAUCGAUCUAUCUAGGUCUUUUUCAUAUCUAUCUAUCUAUCUAUCUAUCUAUCUAUCUAUCUAUCUAUAUAUAUAUAUAUAUAUAUCCAAUCUAUGUGUCAAUCCUUUUUCAUUCUGUCUAUAUCUAUCUAUGUAUCUUUUUUCAUAUCUAUCUAUCUAUCUAUCUAUCUCUAUCUAUCUAUCUAUCUAUCUAUCUAUUUUCAUUUUCCAAUCUAGCUAUCUCAAUCCUUAUUCAUGUAUCUAUCGUUAUAUGGACUCUCUCAGUCUGUCUAUCGAUCUAUCUAUUUGUGCAUAUUUUUUCUAUCUAUCUAUAUGUAUCUAUCUAUCUAUAUAUCUAUCUAUCUAUCUAUUAUCUCCUUUUCAUUUUCCAAUCUAUCUAUCUCUAUAUUUAUUUAUUCUGUCUAUUUUUCUAUUUAUUUAAAUGGGUUUAUAUAAUUGUAUCUAAAUAUCUAUCUAUCUAUCUAUCUAUCUAUCUAUCUAUCUCCUUUUCAUUUUCCAAUCUAUCUAUCUAUAUUUUCAUGUAUCUAUCGUUAUAUCUGAAGGACUCAGUCUGUCUAUCGAUCUAUCUAUUAUAUAUCUUUUUCAUCUAUUAUCUAUCUAUCUAUUUAUCUAUCUAUAUCUAUAUUUUCAUUUUCCAAUCUAUCUAUCUCUAUCCUUAUUCAUACAUUGAUAUCUAUCUAUCUUUUUAUCUAUCUAUUUAUAUAUUCCUUUUGGUCUAUCUAUUUUAUCUAUCUAUCUAUCUAUCUAAUUAUCUAUCUAUCUCAGAAAUCUGUUCUUUUUAUUAUCUAUCUAUCUAUCUACAUAUCUAUCUCCCUUUAAUUUUUUUGCAAUCAAUCUAUAUAGUUUUUUUCAUCUAUCUAUCUAUCUAUCUAUCUAUCUAUAUCUAUCUAUUAUCUAUCUAUCUAGAAAAAAAAACUGGUGAAAUACUUGUAAAUACUUCCGAAAACUCUCUCUUUCUCUCUCUCUUUCUCUCUCUCUCUUUCUUUCUCUCUCUCUCUUUCUUUCUCUCUCUCUUUCUUUCUCUCUCUUUCUCUUUCUUUUUCUCUCUCUCCUCUCUCUUAGUUAAAUGUGAUUGUGAAGGCGGAAAAUUGAACACCCCCCCUCUUUCUCUCUGUUUUCUUUAUCCUUUUUUUCCUUCCCAUUCUCGCACUGCUCAUCUCUCCGUUCCCUACACUCUCGAUAUUUCAUUGACUCCCCACUUCUCCUCCCCUUCUUUUAUUUGUGAUUUUAGAAGAAAACAAUCUUCUUUCCGGAAAUCGAUUUGUUUUUCUUGCAAAAUCUCGAAAUUUCGGGUCAUUUUUCUUUCUGUUUUAUAA
Acanthosepion pharaonis is the source of this 3828-nucleotide messenger RNA. The record is from the annotation of a GenBank genome assembly. Lineage: Eukaryota; Metazoa; Mollusca; Cephalopoda; Sepiida; Sepiidae.